CGGUUCCGUUUAGAUCAGGCCUACGUAUUUUCAAGCAACGUGUGCAGGUUUAAAACUGUGAAAUCACUGAGUGUUUUGGACAUUUUUUCACCAUGUCUUCAGCUACUGUCACGGAGAAACCCCUGGUUGGCACAAUCGACAUCGUUCUAUUUGCUUCUUUUGUCGGUGUUGUGCUUUACUGGUUCUGUGGGCGAAGGAAAAAAACAGAGACUGUUCUUUCACAGAAACUCGUGUUAGCGUAAGUAUGUUUUCGCUUUAAUAAUUGUUGUGUCGCUAUUUCGCUUGUUCGACAUUGAUUUGACUACUGCAUUUUGCGUUUUAGUAUUAUGCAAUAAACUUUAGAUUACAGAUAGCUUAAGAUUAAUCACGAUCACUGCAAUAUAUUCAUCCUGCAUUACAGUAAGUUACACUGAGUUAUCGAAAUUUCUAGUUUUGCUAGUUUUUUCUGUGCUAAUCGUAAGUCAGCCUUGAUGCUCACCUGUACUUUGUGCAUGUAUGAUGUGCCGGGGCCAGUGUUUGCAGAGAAUGCAAAUCAGCCGCUUCUUUAAUCUUUAUUUGGCUUUAACGGUUAGAAACUAUCACUGUAAGUUUUAUGUUUUGGUUGAUCAACCACAUAUUUAUAAGUGAACCAACACCUGAUGGUUCUUAUGAACAACUAAUCGCCUCCUAUUCUCACCUUUUGGUUAAUUAAUUAAUUUAAUAUGAGGAAUUAACACUGGAACUGACUGACAGCUACUACAUAAUUAUUAAUCUUGAAAACUUUUAUAUGUUUUCAUAUUGCGUAUGUAGUCCUGGGAGACCAAGGGACAAUCAUUCUGGUCGAGGGAAAUGGUGCAACAAAAGUUUUCAAGCUCAAGCAGAUGUUCCCUUUGGUCCGUCUCAAAAUGAUUCUCUCACAUGAAUGUCUGGACCAAAAUUCUUCAAAUUUAGGAACUGAGGGAUAUCAAUCUAGACUGUGCACAAUACUUCAUAGGCAGUGGAGAAGGAGGGCCGGGGGGCUGUGUAGCCUGCCCCUAAACAAAGUCUCGGGGAGCAGAAUCCCCCAGGUUUUGGUGCCGAUAAACAGUUUUAUCAUCCAUUCUGUAAAGUUAAACCUCCACCUCAUGCCUAGUUCUACCUAGCAGCUGCGCAUAUUGUCUGACACUUCUGCAUUGUUGUUGUUGUUGUUGUUAAAAGUAUCGUAUAGUUGUUUAGUAAGUCCUGUUCACUCAACAGGCCUACGACUAGAGUUGCUCAAGAAGACACAAGUUUUAUUGGAAAAAUGAAAAAAUCUGUAAGUCCAAUGUCAGCCAUUUGUUAUUUUUUAUACCUUCUAAAUCCCCAAAGUGCAAAAUUUAAACCCUUUGCUGAAGUUGAUAUUAACCUUUGUGGUAUUGUGCUAUUGGCACCUAUACUUGGGUUUAAAGUGCUAUUGUGAAGGAAAAAAAAGUCUUACAGCUGCAUUGUAGACCUUUUGAAAUACACCAUAAUACUCUUUUGAGUACAGACUUGGAUGAUGCAUUCAUCCUACACAGGGGGCAGUGGGGACACUGCCAUUUAUGGACCAAUUGUAGCUACACUGAAACCAUGGCUGUGCUCUAAAGAAAACUGAAGGGAGCUUGGUGCACUCAACCUGUAAAAUAUAGGGUUCCCAGCAUAUAAUUUGUAUGAAAAAACUAAGAUUUUUUAGUCACCCGAGGGCAAACAUUAGGAACCAUGAGCUACUAGGCACUGCUAGAGUACAGCCCUGAAAACAAUUUAAAAAAAGCGAAGCACAAGGCCACAAGCUCAAACUGUUGCCAUUACAUGAAGGCAAACUCGCUACGAAGCAACUUUUGAAUGGUUAAGUAACAUACUUUUACUUGGGUUUUAAAAUAUGCAUAUGUACUUAAUUCUAUUACCUGUUCAAUAACAAAGGUAUUCAUAGUACUUUUCAGAUGAUAUGUGGACCCACAUUAUUAUCACUCAUUGUUUUUAGUGCCAGCUUGCUGUCAUUGCUGCCUGUGGCAUUUCUUUUGCAGGGAAAAUGUAUUGCAAUAUUCUAUGGGUCUCAAACAGGAACAGCAGAAGAGUUUGCUGGUCGCUUGGCAAAGGAUGCUCAGCGUUAUGGGUUGAAAGCUCUAGUACUAGAUCCAGAAGAGUGUGAUAUGGUGAGUUAGUGUACAGCUGUACAUGUAUUUGUUAGCAGAUCUUUUCAGGAUUUUGUGAAAUGGGUUUUAGAAUAAUUUAUUGGAACAUACAAAUGAUGCAAACAAAUGUCACAAAUUCAUCGGGAUGUAAAGAAUGUAUCGUCCCACUUGUGUGUACAUAUAUGAAUAUUGUUUUUAUACUGCUGUAUGAAAAUACCAAUAUUCUUCCAGCAAUGAAAACAUUUUUUCUAAAGAAAACGAGUACCUUUUCAAGAACUGUAAUACUGUACAGGUAGUCGAAGCCUACAUAUAAUUUUCAAUAAACCACAAUAACUGUAACUGGUGUUUACUGGGAAAUUACAGUGUAGGCCUUGGUAAGCUUGGAAAAGUGUAGGUUAUUUACAGUGUACAGGCAGGUUUUUAAUGUAGUGUAAAACUAUAAAAUAAAUAACAAAAGUUGGUAAUUUAUAUUGUCAGUCCAUUUUCUCCUCUUUUGUGUGCCAUGCUACAUUAUUGUAAUCACUCUCUGCCUAGUUUGUUACCCAAUGUUUAAUUUCCUUUCUUGCCGAGGGAGUGAGAGAGUAAAACCAAAAAAUUUUGACCGAGUUUAAAAAAAUAAUAUUGUCACCUAUUCAGAAAACUCUGAACACCUGGCUGAAGUAUUGAAGGAAAGUUUGUUGUCUUAUGACUUGUCACAACAAAGAUCAGGACGUAGUAGCAAACCUCAAACCACAAACUAAUUACUGUUGCUGCUCCCUUCUUCAGUUUUCUUGCACCUGGUUGGCUUUUUUCUUGCAACACAGUAACAUUACCGUAUUUCUUCACCUAUAAGCCGAGCGAUUUUUUCAGUUUUCGAUCCAAAAUUUUGGGAGAUUUUUCACGGAGAACGGGGUUCGGCUUAUAGCCGAGGGUUUUACAUUUUAAAAAUAUACAGUUGCUGAAUAACUUUACCCCCCCGGCUUGUAGUCAAGUUAGCAAUGAAGCAGAAGUAAUAAAACACAACAAAAAUAACUUCUGAAUAUUGGUUAUUCACUUUUAUGAAAUUGGUGGCUCCGAAAGGAGCCGUUUGACGGAUACAUGCAAGGGCUUUCAACCCAAUGGUUUACUCGCCAUCCGUUUCGUUUUCGCUGUCUGUCUCGAACUCGUUCUCUUCUAUGUCUUCAUCGUCUACUUCUGGGGUUUCCUCAGAGUAGACCACAUCGUCCUCUGUUCCGUCCAAGGCAUUGGAAAUACCGCAGGUCUUGAAGGAUUUGACAACCAUCUCUUGUGGUAUCUCUGCCCAUGCUUCCUUGAUCCACCUGAGGACAAGAUUUCUGCUUUCUGAUUUCUGAUUUCUUAAAUGGCUUGUUUAGGCACUUAUCCAAGGGCUGUACAACCGGGGUUAGGCCACCAGGGAUAACUGCGACGUCAAUGUUUCGCUGCUUCAGGUCAUCUUUCACGGAAUCGGUCAAGUGAGCUCGGAAUGAGUCCCACACCAAAAGGGAACGCUCGGCACGGGGCAAACUCUGUCGAAUCCAUUCUCGGAUGCCCUGUUCAUCCAUCCACCCUUUCUUAUGGAAGAAAACACGAAGAGGACGCGGCACAACCAGAUCUCUCGGUGUACGGACGCCUUUGAAGAUGACUUUCGGUGGCAUCUUUGCUCCAUCGGCAGCAACAGCAAGAACGACUGUGAAGCUCCGCUUUUCCGCUGCGCAAGAUUUUACUGGCACUGUUCGGCUUCCACUGAAUUCCAGUGUUCGGUUCGAUGGCAGCUCAAAACGCAUGGGUGUCUCAUCCAUGUUGUAGAUGCGGGAUAAAGGGUAGUCGGCGCGUCUUCUUGCUGCAAUGACGAAGCGAUGAAACCGCACAAUGUUCUCUUCGAGAUCGGCGGGCAAUCGUUGGGCCAGAGUUGUUUUGGUUCGCAUGCUGACCGAGUGGCGUCGUUUCCAUUUCUCGUACCAUCCACAGGAAGCUUUGAAAGCAGGAUCAUCGGAGAGCUCUUUAGCUUUAAGGUGAAGCAUCAAUCCACUCACAGCAAUACCUACGAAAAAUAAAAUAACAAUCUUAUUUUGCUGCGAGAUAACCGUAGAUUCGUGACUGCAGCAUUCUUUUCGUGACAUGUUGUGAAAUUGUCAUGACAACAACAUAUUUCUGACCAAUCAGUCUCUGUUUCCCACGCACUGAAAGACAAUAUCAUUCAACUCUUCAAAAACUCUUAAAAUUUCAGACAAAAAAGUAAAUACCAACCUUGUUCUCUUUGCUGUGAAAACCACUCCAUCACUUGCUGGUCUACUUCGGGAUAUUUCGGAGUGAAACGGCCCAUCGUCGCACGUUUUGCAGACAUCUUCAGCUCUCCGGAAAGAAUAGUCACCUGGUCUCUUCUCCAGCGUCGUCCCAUGGACUUGCUUAGUCCAUGUUCUCGAGCAAUUUCCAAGUUGUUUUCUACCGCCUCAGCUUCCGUGAUAACUUUUAUCUUGAAAGCCAUACUAUACGAGGAACGGUGAGCUUUAGGCAUGAUGAUAAAAGGUAACAGCGACGAAAGGGAUACUCGAUCGACUGAUACUUUGAAACGUUUAACUGAGAUUAUUAUUGUUGUUGUGGUUAAUCUGUUGUCGCGUGGUAGUAUUUAUACAGUUCGUUGGAUCAAUUGAUAUUCAUAUCUCUUGAUUGGUUCGCUUUUUUUCUUUUGUGUUUAUUGUAAUUCAUUAGGUUUUGUGUUUAGUGAGUCAAUUUCUUAUGUUCUCCGUGAGGUUCGCUUGCUCAAAUGGCCAGUUACAAUUGAUAAUUUCGCUCUCGGCUUAUAGCCGAUGGUUUUACCUUUUUUUUGGGGCAGCUUGAGUCUAGCGUAAAGACCCUGAAAGUCAGGGUCUCGGCUUAUAGCCGAGAUCGGCUUAUAGGUGAAGAAAUACGGUAACAAUUAUUUCUGGCAUUCAUGGUUUUCAGAGUUUCACAGGAACAUACAGUUUCAUAUUACCAAGCAUCAAUUUAUAUCAAACCAUUUGACUUAGGUUACUUUGCAACUGUAAGAAAUGAUGUAUCACAAAAACAAGCCAUCUAUUGCCGUUUUUUUUUAAAGGAAGAACUCACUCGCAUGGGUGAAAUUGAGAACUCUCUGACGAUCUUUGUAAUGGCUACUUAUGGUGAAGGUGAUCCUACAGACAAUGCACAAGAGUUCUAUGAAUGGCUUCAGAAUGACCGGGAUGAUUUAGAUUGCCUUAAUUACACAGUAAGCAUGUACUUGCAUAUGUAGAAAUUAAUAAAUUAUAUAAACCAAGCCAAGCUUUUAAGGAGACAUUCUGCUAAAAUACUAGGUAUUCACAUAAAGCAAUAAACUUUUUUAUUAUAUAGAUACUGAUGAAAUACCAGGAUUUUUCCUUUUACUAAAAAAUCAUAUCUUCAUCGCGUGCAGUGAAGAUACUAAUUUUAUCUCUCAUGUGUGAGAAUAUUGGUGUCGCCAUGGUUACUAACACACUUUUGACUUUUUGGAACAGAAAAUAUAAGUAUUAUUGUCUUUAUUUCUCCUUUAUAACUUUAUAUCCGAGUUUCAUAACACUUUUGUGACAGGCAUUUUGCGAUAUGUGACCACUUUAAUUACAAUAUUUUGCUCUUUCAAAAAUGAAUAAAGAAAGUCGUGUUUUAUGUAGGAAUUUCAUCAGUAUCUAUUAAAUAAACAAACAUUACACGGCCGCUUGAGGAUACAAAUUUUAUCUUCUCGUGCUGAAAGUAUUUCUCAUAUUUCUCACUCGUCAGCUUCGCUCACUUGUGAGAGAUACUUUCAGCACUCGAAGAUAACAUUCGUAUCCCCGUGUGGCCAUGUAAUAUCCUCUAUAUCCAUUGCAAUUGUGGUAAAUACCUCUGACACAAAAAUCUAAGACCUUGAGUUUGUGAUCCAGUGAAAAAGUAUCAAGUGGUGUGCAGUCUAUUUCAUAUCACUAGGGAUAUGUGUUUCCUGGGUAGGGGAACACAUAUCACUAGGGAUAUGUGUUUCAUAGGGGAACACAUAUUACUAGGGAUAUGUGUUUCCUGGGUAGGGGAACACAUAUUACUCGGGAUAUGUGUUUCCUUGGUAGGGGAACACAUAUCACUAGAGAUAUGUGUUUCCUAGAUAGGGGAAGACAUAACACUAGGGAUAUGUGUUUCCUAGAUAGGGGAAGACAUAUCACUAGUGAUAUGGCUUAGGUUACAUGUCACUGAUCACCAAAGCCACGCGAACAACAGACCAUACCGCUAUGCUGAUUGAUCACUAGGGAUAUGUGUUUCCUGGGUAGGGGAACACAUAUCACUUGGGAUAUGUGUUUCCUGGGUAGAGGAACACAAAUCACUAGGGAUACGUGUUUCCUGGAUAGGGGAACACAUAUUACUAGGGAUAUGUGUUUCCUGGGUAGGGGAACACAUAUCACUAAGGAUAUGUGUUUCUCAUGUAGGGGAACAUGUAUCGCUAAGGAUAUGCAUUUCCUUGCUAGGGGAAGCAAGUUUAACUAACGAUAUUGUGUUUCUUGGGUAGGGGAACACAUAUCACCAGUUACGUGUGGCUCCCAGACCCUUCGCCUGGUGCUGGGCCUUUGUCUUCCUUGCCAGCUACUUUCUCUUAUUCUCCUGCUAUGUGAACCAUUUUUGACAAUCCUGCUUAAUAUGUAUAACCUAAGGGAGGUGGGUUUUCUAUGGUUUAUAGGUUUGAUUCCUAGGAAUGGUUUUUAUAUGGCAGCUUGUAGUUGUUUAAGCAGCAUGAAUUUACUCUCAUAUUGAUCUAAGAGUAUUAUUUUGGUCUGUAUUUUUAGGUAUUUGGACUUGGGAACAAAACUUAUGAACACUACAAUGCUAUGGGCAGAUUUGUAGACAAAAGGCUUGAAGAAAUGGGGGCAAACCGGGUGUUUGAAAAAGGAGAAGGAGACGAUGAUGGAAAGUGAGUUUAGUCUUUUUUUUCUAGCCACAUUAGCUAGUACAGGCAUUUAUUUGUUCUUGCCUUGUCCAAACUAGAACAUGAUAGCACCUACACUUAUCCCUUUACGUCUCAGGAGUGACAAAAAUCUAUUUUCUCUUAUGUCAAUAUGUAAUCAAGAGGAAAUAUCAUGAGAAUUGAUAAGUUGAUCACUUAAGUGAAAAUGCUUUGUUAACCAAAUAAUUCUCUUAACUGGUUCUUCAAGCAAAUUUAUGGACUGAGAUGAAUGUGGAGAAUUUUUGUGUGGAUAUUGGGGCUUAAGUUAUAAUGGAUACAUGUAUGGCCACAUGCAUUCGACGCAUGCGUAAUAACAACCUGGAGAUUAGGAUUGUGGGCUCCUCUUGUCACCUGCAAAAACUUAUCUGGAACAAAAGUAAUAUGUGUUGGAAAUGCCACCUGGUGUUGGCAUCUAUUUUUGACAGGCCUUCUAAUCGAAAUAAAUGUCAAUUUCACAAGAAUUAAGAUUGUACAGGUAAAAUUCUAAAAAUUUCAUGUGUAAGAUGUAAUUUUGUGAAAUUUGACAUUCAUUUUCGUGGGCUCCCAUGAGAAAUUUUUUUUGGUGUUGCUACAAAUGAUUUGUUACAUCUUUAGCCCUUGAAAAAUGUAAGAACGAAUGCAAUAUGCUUUAACUUAUUCUGGUACAAGAUUUUUGUCCACUGAAAAUCAAAAUUACUCAAUGUCCUGAUGGAUUCUGUCUUAAAGUCAUUUGAACUUAAAUGCAGCAUUAUUCACCAAGUUAUGAUAAGAAACUAUAUUGUUUUGUCAUUUUUUUUAAUCCUCAUUGUUCAUGUAGCCCUUUUUCUAAAAUAAUGGUGCUCUGAUCCAAGAUUGUGGAUCAAAGAGAGUGGUUGUUUGGAUUCAGAAAAUGGUUGCAUAAUUCCCUUUGUAAAUAAGGAAAAUGUUUUCAUGUUUCAGCUUAGAGGAAGAUUUUGUAAGAUGGCGAGAGCAAUUCUGGCCAGCAGUACUGAGUAAAUACAACAUCGAUAUCCGAGAAAUUAAGAGGUAAGUAAUCUACCGGUACAUCAAUUGGGCUGUUAUUCUGGGCUGUCAUUAAAAUUUCGACUUGCCAGGCUAGUGAUACAAGUAGAUGGGGAAUCAAACAGCUAAGGAUUUUUAGUUUUGUUCUAUUUGUCUUCUAUUUUCCUACAACAGUAAGUGGGGGUCACGCUCAUAACAGCCGGGGAAAAUCCCUGGCCCCUGGCCCUUAAUGACAGCCCUGGCUACUCAUAGUCAAAGACCACACAUAUUAAGGUUUAGUAUUUUUUGCUUGAAAAAGCCUAGUAGCCUUCAGUAAAUGGUCUGAUUUGUUGUUGUAGCACUCAUUUGAGGGCAGUGCUAAUUCGAGUGUAAAUAAGCACAGUCCAAGUAAUUAUUACUUGGACUGUGUGUGUUGUUUUCUUGUGUAUUAACACUUACGUAUCUGAUACUCACCUCUAAAUUUUUGCAGGAGACUGUCAUCUUGUAUUGAACGUCAGUUCAAACUUGUGAUUCAUGAGGACUUACCUCAAGACAAGAUUUACUCUGGGGAAAUGAACAAACUGAAGUCUUAUGUCACUCAGCGUCCGUAAGUAUAUAUGUAUGUGUACAGUACAAUUGGCAUUUGUUUUAUUAGAAGAUCAAGGUCAAAAUAUCUUAACGUUACUUGUAAGCAGAAUGGUACAGUUUAUCAGAGGUCACAAAUAAGGGAAAUUUUCCAUGCUCUCUGACAAUCACCAUGUACAUAAUUUUUAUGUAUAUAUGUUCAAUGAUGUAUGAUUUGUUAUGUCUUUACCCUGUUUUUCAGGCCUUUUGAUGCCAAGAACCCUUUCUUGGCACCUAUGUUGGUGAAUCGUGAACUGCACAGAGCUGGCAACCGUUCCUGUAUGCACAUUGAGCUUGACAUCACCGGCUCCAAAAUAAAGUAUGUUUAGACUGAAUUUUAAAAUAUUGUUCAUUUCAUUGAUGUUAAUACAAAGUCAAUUUUUUUUUUUUUUGCACUACCCCUUCCCAUCAUUAUCCUUUUCAUCAAUAUAAUCACUGUCAUUGUCCUCAUGAUCUAUGUACAUGUAGUGUUACAGCACCAACACUGCAAUUAUACCUCAACAAUUUUCUUUAUUUGAUCAUUUUCUACACUGUUCUUAUUUUGCAUAUCAAUGUAACAAGAGCUUUUUUAGAUGAUGUGGCACACCGUUUUCAAACCAGUAGCAGCAAUGACCAACGGAUAAUACAUAAAUUUUCAAAUAAAGAUUUUAUUUUAAAAAAGAAUCUUUAGUGGUACCCUUACCUGGCUUGACUGUAACUUAGGAAGUAGCUUGUCCUAGAGUAUUUGGCUUGCUACUCAGUGAUUAUAAUCUAGAGGUUCUGGUUUAGUUGCUGUGCUGACCAUGUGGUUUGAUAAGUUUCUUUGUAAUCUUAAGUUCAUCUGCUCAAUUUGGUUUGUGAAUAGCCAAAUGGUUCAGUUACCCACUGUCAGGGGAAACAAUCCUUUUGCCACUUGUGCUAUUAUCAGUUUUUGUUUUUAGGAGUCUGUGGACAUAAAACCUGCCGUGUGACUAUUCACAUGAAACCUCUUUGCUAGUACUUUCUGACGGAAGUUUUUUUUUUCAGCAUUUUACAAAAAUGAAAUUAGAAUUUUUUUUAAGUUUGGGCUUAAGCCUCUUUUGGGGUGAAAGGGUUAAUCAAAGUACAUCAACCUGGGUGAACAAAAAUUCACAGUAAUUAACUGACUUUGUCUUGUGUUUGAAGAUAUGAAGCUGGAGAUCAUGUCGCUGUGUAUCCUACCAAUGACCCUGAACUUGUAGAGAAGCUUGCAAGCAUGUUGAAUGUUGACCUGGAUGCUGUCAUCUCACUUCAAAACAGGGAUGGUGAGCAUAUAUUCAUUUAAUAUUUCAGUGUUUAAGUAUAUGGCUUGAUAAUGUGCCAUGUCAGUUUCCAGUUGACCCUUGAUCCACAAUGGCCAUCUUGGGAACAGAUGUAAGUGGCCGUUGUACAGGCUUCAAAUGGAAUCGAAGGAUGUUAAAAUGAGUAAAUGCGUGGGCUAUGCACCGUGGCAAAGAAAUAAAUCAUUGUGGAGAGGUCGAGCCAGGUUUGCUAUUACAGUUCUGCGUGGAAUAUCCACUUGUCAAGCUUGUAACUUGGUAGGAAACAGUCCUACAUUUAAAAGAAUGUCAGCAAUAAGAAUAUAGUUCAUUUUGAUGCAUUUGAUGUCAGUGAUUCAAAUCUGUCACAAUUGCCCAGAAUGUGCCGCAGAUUAAUACAUAAAUCUCUCAGAGAUUAAAUUGAAAAUGAGUUUUUUCACAGGAAGGAUAUGUAGACGUGGCAUAGUUUUUUGUAGUCAAGUGUGAAUACUGUACGAGUUUCUACCUGAACGGAACUUGAUUUUUUCACCAACCUUUUAGAGGAUUCGCCUAAGAAGCAUCCUUUCCCUUGUCCAACGACGUAUCGAACUGCUCUGCUGCACUAUGUGGACAUUGCCAGCGUAGUCAAGACUCAUGUGUUGAGGGAAUUAGCAGAAUACGCCAAAGAUUUUCACCACAAAGAGUUUCUCAUAAACAUUACAGAUACCACAGAAGAGGCGAAAGUAAGUCAAGCAGUUAGUUGCCUAUUGUGAUUAAUUGGAGUAAUUACAUUAGUUUUAGCUUCGCUACACUUACACUGAUUACAGAAAGCCGUUACGGCACCUGAAGGAUGAUCAUGAGGUUAUACCUAUCCUAAGAUCUCUCCUUACAGAUAACGCACCCAGCCCAGGAAAGGUUAAAAACUAGAACACACUCUAAUGGCCCUGUUUAUCGAUCUUUAGAAACAAUACCACGACUGGGUUAUGAAUCCACACCGUCAUAUCGUUGCAGUGUUGGAGGAUCUACCAUCCCUAAGACCACCACUGGAUCACUUGUUAGAGCUUCUCCCGCGACUGCAAUGCCGCUACUAUUCCAUCUCAUCAUCGCCAAAGGUAGAGUAGACUUGCAAACUACAGUUAAGGAAGCGUAAUUUCUGUAGUCAGCUAGUCUUUAUGCAAUUAUGCACAGCAUUUUUUACCGCUCAGUCUGUAGAGCACUUGACCGGGAGGUCGCGGGUUCAUUUUCCAGGACCGGACCAUACCAAUAGAGUGCCUGAUCCAGACCUUGAGAUAAGGCGGGGGGGUGGGGGAGGGGGCUGGUCAUCCAGACCCUUAGAUAAGCGGGGGCAGGUAUCCCCCAAAUUUUUUUUUCGGCCCUUCGAGCCUCAGUCUGGUCUAAAAAUAAGGGGGGGCUGGGUCCCCCGGGCACCUCCCCUGGAUCCGCCCCUGCAAUACUGAGGGUCCCAAAACAACUGAGAAAUGAAGGUACUGCCUUUGCCCUGCAAAUGGGUAGAACUUAACGUGGCUCCCAUGACCACGUAGAACGGUGGUCCCGUCUCCAGUAGAAGAUCACGUAAACGUAGUGUUCUUAAUCAAUACUUUCGUGCUAAAUACAUUGACUCUCGUUUUACACUAAUCUUGUGGUUGCGUAGUCUGCUACCCAGCCGUUUUUAGUGUCGUCACGCAACGCUCCUCUGUGGUUGCUCAGCUAUCAUUUUGCUUGAAAAGCAAGUUUUUGGGGGGUUUGAAAAUUCUUAAAGUAUAGGAUUUUUUUAGUCGUAGGGAAUCAGAUAAUUUCUGGAAUGACAAAUGAUAAAAAUUUUCCAACAAGUUUGUGUUCUUCUGUCACUCCUAUUGUAUCUCGUUUUCACACAAGAGUACAGUAAAUAUUAAGUUGAAACGGCCGCAUUUCUCUUACUUCUGACUAAAUCUACUGUGACAAUUAAAAGUACCGGAAUUUGGUGAGACUGUCUGGUCCAUGCUGCUGUUUAAGGUCGUGACUUUUUGUGCUUUGCUUUUUAAAAGAUGUACCCGAACUCCAUUCACAUCACUGCUGUGCUUGUACGAUGGACCACAUCAACUGGUAGGGUGCAGAAGGGUGUGGCCACUACCUGGCUAUCAACCAAGAGGCCCAAAGGUGAGUACUCUUUUGCAUGAAAUAAUACCUAACAAAUAGACUAUUCCCUAAAUCUCUAUGAAACAAUUGCAGAAACGAAUUGAAAACGAAACCUCUAUCAAGCGGCCGCGGUUACCUUUUGGCCAUCCCGACAAGAUUUCUCCCAUAGUUGUCAGCUCUAUUAAGCGGCCAUCGAGCGCUUAAUUCACGCUUGAUUCACUUAGUGUGGCUUUAUUUUAAAAAAUAUGAUGAAGUGAAAUACAGCCCGAGAUAGAAGGUGAGAUUUUACCAACGACGACCGCGACGUCAUUUGUGAUAACCCUUAAGAAAGGUCUCAUACUCAGGUGCAAUUCCACCAAUUCGGUUUUGGUUCAAUUAAAUGCUUUUCAUCUACAAUCAUCGACAAAAGUCUUGGGACACUUUUGCAUUUCUGGGGCGUUUACUAAUUCACACAGGUCCAACCCUUCGCCUCACCCCACAAACAAUGUUGGACGCGUGUAUCCAGAAUUUUUUCCGAGUUUCAACUUUGUAAAGGGUGGGGGGAGGGAGAACUGCAAGAAAAUUCCGAAAAGGACGCACUGUUUAAUGAGGGAACCUAGAAAUGACAGAAAAAUAUGAAUAUUGCAUUAUUGUGUCAAGGACUUUUGUCCAUGAUUUUAGUUAUUGGGCAAAUUUCGUAAUUUUUCUUCUACAUUUUCUUCCUUUGCAGAAGGAGAACCUCCUCGCGUUCCAAUCUUUGUCCGUAAAACCCAGUUCCGUCUGCCAUUUAAAUCAGUGACACCUGUUGUCAUGGUGGGGCCUGGGACGGGCUUGGCGCCUUUCAGAGGAUUCAUACAGGACAGACAUAUGCAGAAACAGAAUGGUGUGCACAGUAAAAUCAAAUUUUUAAAACAGCAAAAUGUGUCAUUUCGUGUUGUUAAACACCGAAAUAUUAGUAGCAUUAUGUAGAGGUUUCAUUGGAAUCGUCUCAACAUAGGAUUUUGUCCAAAGUUAGAACUACGUACUAAAUAAAUAGUACCAUGUGAAAGUACUGUCGGAGUGGUUUUAUUUCAAUGGUCACAACCAAGGAUUUUGUUAACACGCUCAACAAUAAGAACUACCAAGAGCCAUAAUGGCUCUUGAACUACAUGAUGAUUCACGACAUAUCUCCGUUACUGACGUUGAUAAUGAAAUGUAGUGUGUGUGUGUGUAGUAAAUGUUAUUUUAAAAAAAAGACAUUUCAAGGCGAACACCUCCCUAAAAGGGACACCUAGAGUACUCGUCAAAAAUCUUGAAACAUUUGUGUGCGUUUCCCCUUCCUCAAUGUUGAUUUGGGUAUUACAGUCGUCUCAGUGCUCCAAAAUACGCGUGGCUCAGCAUUGGGGAAGGAGAGGUGCAAAUUUGAGUGAGAACCCAAGUGCGAUAAGUGAAUGUAAGAAAGUUUCGAGAAAAUUCACAAGAAACGGUGUCUUUUUAGCUCUUUUUCAACGAUUUGUGACGAGUAUUGUGGUCCCUGUUGUUCCUCAGUAAUAUUUUUCGACUCUUUCUAAGGCAGAAAACUCCCUAAAACGGACACCUAAAGUUGGUCCUUACUGUUGUUCAAUCAUUUUCUUUUGUAAAUCUUAGUUUAAGGCGAAAACCUCUCUAAGGCAGACACUUAAACUUAUAGUGUCCGUCCGUGUUCACCCGGUUACGAACUAGUCCAUUCUAGAGACCGCGACGAAAAAUGUCCGUUCACGGCGCUUUUUACACAUUUAUAGGUGAACGCGUUUACUCAUAUAAGCGGACUCGCGUGGACGUAACCUUGUAUCAGGGCAAAAUAAAUAAGGUCUUUUUUUGUUAACAGGGAAACAAAUUGGAGACAUUGUGUUGUUUUUUGGAUGCCGCAAGAAGAGUGAGGAUUACAUAUAUGAGGAUGAACUUACCUCUUAUGAAAAAGAUGGAACAAUCGCUGACCUGCAUGUGGCUUUCUCCCGCGACCAGGUGAGACAAAAACUCUUCUUGUUGUCGUUGUCUGUUGCAAUCUUGUUAUUUGUAAAGCGGCUGUUUUAGGUAAAUCUAUGGUAAAAUGGCUUACCAAACAGGGGUAUUUUGCUUUGCAACUGUGCAGCAAAACGAGGUGAAAAGCGAUGUUGCGCGUUUUACCACCCGUGUAUUGUAACAAUCAGGCCUUUUUAACAGUAGCAUGAAUACCGACUUCUGACAGGAUAAAAUUGCACGGGACACAAACUUGCUACAAAACAAGUUGGCCUUAGGCCGGUAAAAAAAAUUAGAGCUACCGUAAAUCAUCUAUUCACCUCCCCCUCUCAAAUAAGCCCCAUCUUUUUUUCAGGGGAAGAAAGUCAAUAAGCCCCCCUCCCCUCUCCCAUAUCAUUCUUCGGUUGGACUAUAUUAAUCAAUCACUUCGUGUGGACCGAUCCAUGAUGGUUUAUUCACCAACUGGAAUUUCGGAUUUGUUUUUGAUUAUGGGUUGCAUGACCUCUGACUUCUUGUACUUGAGCUUUUCCACUUUGUAUUCUAAGUCGUUAUGGGAAAUUAAUACCAUCGUCUUUGCUAAAUUAAAUAAGCACCCCUUCUCCACUAAGCCCCCAUUAAAAUGAGUUUGAAAUAAACAAGCCCCGGGGGGUUUAAUAGAUGAUUUACGGUUACGGUAUACUCUCUACUUUCUGCAAACUGUAACAUCCUGUUUUGCUGCACAGUUUCUUCUAAAUUUUGUGACUGAAAGAUAGUUGUUGUUUUGUUCAGGAGAAAAAAGUCUAUGUGACGAAUCAAAUGGCUGAAAACAAAGAGUCUAUUUGGAAGAUAUUGGAUAAUGGAGGCCACAUUUACGUUUGUGGGUAAGAUGCUUUAGUUUUUUUAAACUGAAACAUUAUUCUAACUUUCAUUAGCAAUGCUUUCGAGUGGUAUACGGUCAGCUCUCUCUGACACGUCGGGACACCUUUGGGAGAGGCACUAAGUGUCUGUCUUAGAGAGAUGUCCGUCUUAUAUAAAUCCUUCUAAAUUUGACUUGGGUCUUAACGUUCAGACCCAAGUCAAAUUUAGAAGGAUUUGUAUAGAGUCAUCAGAGCAUAACUGGGCUAAUAUCUCAGGGACAAUUUGUCCCACAAUGCUAGUUUUUGGCAAGUAGGCCUCUUGGAAGAUGUUAUUUCAGAAUACCGGUAUCCUGACAAAUUCCAUAAUUUCACAAAAUUAGUUUUUUAUGACGUCACACUUAAGUACUCUGAAAAUACUGAGGUGCUCGUUAAGAGAGAGUCGACUGUACCAUGAAAUAUCUCACGAAUGACUUGUUUUUACUUAGUAUGCACACGCUCUCUAGGCGAGUGUGUAUACAAAGAUUUAUCAAUUCUGGUGUGGGAUGUUAACGGUAUACCACGAGAAACAUUGCAUAACAUAAGACAUAUUUAUCCUAAGUCACUCAACUAGGCUCAAUUUUCACCGCUUUCCCGUGGCUCGAACAGCGGCUGGUAAUCGAGCCUGUCACUCAACAGGACGAAGUAAAACCUCGACAUCACGGGUAAACUCGAAGACAAAACAAUUACACUAGGCAGUCUGUUAGCAACAAUUCCCAAAUGAUCAACAGCUUGUCAAUGAAUAAAGUUCGAAUUCACCUCUGUCUAUUUUACCUGCAUCUGAAGAAAGUGUCAAGUUAGCUGGCGAAUGUUUCUGAUUCUAAGUGCAGCUGUGUCUCCAUCCCGGUUUUCGCAACACUGCUUUGGUUUUGUUAGUCUCGGCUGAAAAAUUCUUUGCCCGUUGUAGUCUGUUUGAUUUCGUUUCAUAUUCCUUUUUUAACUGACUUCUAAGAAAUCCGAAUGUUAAUAUUAUUAAAAAACUUGGGUUUUGUAGUAUUGUUACAAAGUUUCUUCUGAAAAAUUUGGGAGAACAAAAAGUGCCAGCCGCUGUCCGCUCCAAUUUUGGCGGGAAAAUGUGGAGGCCGCAAGCACCGCCGGGAUUUUUUAGUGAAAUGCUACGGGUUUCUAGAUUUCUGAUUGGCUGUACUUUUUUUGACAUGGGAUAAAUAAUUUUACAGGGCUGUCACUUAGAUUCGGGGACCGGGGAUUUCUCUUCACUACUUUGAGCAUGAAUCCCGGCUCCUUUCAAUUGAAGUCUACUAAUUGCAUAUACCUUACAAUUUGAGAUCUUAGUGACAGCCAUAUUUUUUAGUUAUCCAAGGUCACAAACACUAGUAAUACUCAGUAUAAUGCAUGUCAACUACAAAAGAACCGACGGAGAAAAAAGAAAGGUUUCUUUAUUAAAAUUUAGUGAAACUGGGAAGGUGUGUCCUACGUUAGACCAGCUCGUACAAAAGGUUGAACACGGACAUCGUGCUCGAGACGUUUAUAUGUCGAAAUGGGUGAUUUUACAUGCUAUUAUUGUAACGAAGGGAGAACACUCAAAACUAUGAAAUAACUGUCUUUUAUACUUUGCUACCUUUUUUUGUUUUAGAUUUAUUCACUUUGGGGCGAGCCCACUUUUCCUACAUUUUCUUCCUUCUUAUUCAUGAGAAACAAAAAGAUAGCCCGGCAAGAAUGGUAACCUGGCUAGCCGGGUCACCGUUUUUUCGAUGGUGCGAGACAAUCAGAGCAUGCGCGAGCGCUCUUGGCUCGGGAAUCCUCCAGUGAAGGGCAAAGGGGUCAACUUUUUUUUUCUCACAUAAACGCUUGCUAAGUCUGGACGGUUUGACCAAUAAAAUGUUGUUGUUUUUUCAGCGACGCCCGCAAUAUGGCGCGUGAUGUUCACAAUUUGCUGGUGACCAUUGUAAAGGAGAAUGGAGGAAUGACAGAGAACGAAGCUGCUGAUUACGUGAAGAAACUCAGCGCUAAAGGGCGAUAUUCUGUAGAUGUUUGGAGCUAA
Porites lobata is the source of this 16787-nucleotide messenger RNA. The record is from the annotation of a GenBank genome assembly. Lineage: Eukaryota; Metazoa; Cnidaria; Anthozoa; Scleractinia; Poritidae.